AAUAAUUCAAAGUCGAAAGUUGUUUCAGUAAUCUAAAAGGAAUAUUCCAUUUUAGACAGUGAAUGUCGUAUAUAUUCCGUCAUUGAGAACGUGCUUGAUUCCUUACCCAAAAAGGAAACAAAGAAGAUAGCAGCAACAGCCGAAAUAAGUUGGUUACGGACCAUCCUCUUUGAUUCCUUCAACGCCACCAAAAACCAUAUCUACAACGACAAUGUCGGUUGUGGGCCCCACACGAAUACAAAACCAGAAAAAUCAUCGAAACAAAACCGAGCAAAUUUGGAGCAACUUGAAUGUCUCCCACGUUGCCAAAUACGUGUCUCUGUGACUGCCUGACCCCUCUUCCCCUCCCCCUCUGUUUUCCACAGUGCCACACUACCACACUUUCAUGUCGUCUUCCAAUCCAAGGCAUCCUUCACCACGAAGCAACUGCAUUGCCUAAGCCUUCAAAGGCACAAUAUCUAUAUACACACACUGAGAAGAGGGAUCUCUCAUAAGAACACACCUUUCUCAAUUAUCUCAACAACAAAAAAAUCACUUGAAUAUCCGUUUUAUACUUUUCAACACAGUAAGUCCAAAACCCAUAAGCCCAAAGUGAAUUUUAUAUAAUUAUUCAUUUCCUCUUCCCAAGAAAAUCACCUAAAUAAACAGAUGCCAUACCAUUCCCUUCUUCUUUUCAAGUCACUCUUGUUGGCUCUGCUUCGCUUAUUGUCUAUCCCCUCAACGACAUGGCUGCUGCUGCUGCUAAUCCAGCAAGAGAGCGGUUCAUCGCGUUUCUUGGGGGCUGGUUGGAGCGUCAGCAAACCUUCCUAGAUCAGCUCCUUCGUUUGGUGGAUUUACCUAGCUCAGAGAACAAGGCCCACCAACAGAGGCAUUUGAUCGAACAAGUUCUGUGCCACUACCAACAAUACUUCGCAGAGAAGGCCCUGACCGCGGAGGAGGACGUUUUCGUGCUGUUCUCUCCGCCGUGGCUGAGCUCGUUCGAGCGGACCAUGCUCUGGCUUGCUGGGUUCAAGCCCUCAUUGGUGCUGCGCAUGGUGGACAGCUCGGUGGAGGACUUGACGGCGGAGCAGGCGCGGGAGAUGGAGGCGGUGAAGGGCAAGACGAGGCGGGCGGAGAGGGAGCUGUCGGAGACAAUGGCGAGGAUACAGGAGAGCGUGGCGGCGCCGCCGAUUCUAGCGCUGGCGAGAAGGGUGGGUAGGCUGAUGGAUGGCGAGAUUUCGUCGCUGGAUUUGGCAAUGGAGACUCUGAAGACGGCGAUGCUGGGGGUUUUCGAGAGCGCCGACGGGCUUCGCGGGUCGACGGUGAGGAAGGUGGUGGAGGUCUUGAGCCCCGAGCAGACCGUGAAGGUUUUGGCGGCAGUUGCUCAGUUUCAACUCGGAAUUAGAAGGUGGGGGUUGAAGAGAGACUCUCAGCAGCAGCAGAGCUAACGUUGGCAUUUUGGCAUUUGGAUGGAUCAUAUCAUCAAAGCUUUAAAUAAUUUCUUUGUAUUUGGGGCCUUGAUUGAGUUUGAGAAAUGGAACAUUGUGUUUUAGGCCCAACUGGCCUUUUCCCCUUUUCCUUUCGUUUUUUAUUUGCUUUUUUCUUCUUCCCUGAAUAAGUAGAUUUAGUUCCUCUAGGGGUGUUUUGCAAAACAUCAUCUAUUGGGAUUUUAAGUCUGACAUGUUAUGUUAUUAUAAGUUAUUUUCAAGGCCAACAUGUUAUG
Messenger RNA from Prunus avium (sweet cherry), 1702 nucleotides. RefSeq names its product protein RESPONSE TO ABA AND SALT 1-like. The record is from RefSeq and is a predicted model, not a curated record. Gene Ontology annotation, molecular function: sequence-specific DNA binding. Lineage: Eukaryota; Viridiplantae; Streptophyta; Magnoliopsida; Rosales; Rosaceae. Gene Ontology annotation, biological process: DNA-templated transcription.